Messenger RNA from Cladocopium goreaui, 1221 nucleotides. NCBI's taxonomy places the organism in Eukaryota, Dinophyceae, Suessiales, Symbiodiniaceae. The record is from the annotation of a GenBank genome assembly.
AUGGCUGACACCGUUCAAUCUGAUGAAGAUCUUGCAGCUGCCUUUACUUCGUACUCCGAGGCUCGAAAAAGGCUUUCUGAUCGAUUCAAGAACAGGGGUUUCUGGCCAGUAGGUCCCAAUAAGGGGAAGGGCAAAGGAUACUCCAACAAGGGUCGUGGAAAGUCUUUUGGGAAAUUUCCAAAGAAGUCCUUGCAACAACGAAUACUCGAAAGCUCAUGUAGAAUCUGCGGGAAGAAAGGGCAUUGGAAAGCUGAGUGCCCUGAAAGAUCUAGGGGUAGCGCGUCCACCAGUGCAGCCGGAACAUCAGCAGCGAUGACCACCACUGCUGAGCCCCUUGAUGAUGCAUCCGAGCCCAAUGCCUUGCCAAUGGAGUUCAUGCAACUGAAUGAAAACCUCGCCGAAAAGCACAUGGAGAUCCAGAAUGACUGCGCACCUUUUGAACCUGAGAUGAUUCUUUUCUCCACCCAUGGUACCAGUGGCAUUCUCGACACCGGUGCAACGAAGUCAGUGAUUGGUAGCAAACUGCUGCCAGCGUUCAUAGAAAGCCUGCCGCAUGAUGUCCGAAAGGCAAGCAUCAAUAGUGAGCGUCAAGUCCUGUCGAGCCCGAGACCACCUCGUCCAAGUUCAUUGAACUUGUCCAGAGCCUUCAGGAUCGCCAAAGCCAUGAGCCUUGCCAGCCGAGUGGAUCGAGUCAUGGCUCAAACGUCUCCCGACGGAGUAGCAGCCAUCGAGCAGAAGACGUUAGAAGAGAUGGGCAACUGCAAGAUUGCGUUUGGAAAAGCGCAUGUGGGCAAGUCCUAUCUCGAGAUGUGGGAGACCGAGAAGGGAUGGAUGAAAUGGUUCAUCAGAACCUACUCAGACAGCCAUCGAGAAGAACACAGGAAGCUGAUCAUCUAUGUCGAAAAGAUGGUGCAACAGCUCGAGAUCGACAAUGGUCUCCCAACACUGGAGGAGACCGAGACGCAACAAGGGGUGGUACAGCCUCGCUGCAAAGUACUCCCCAAAGCCAAAGCGUCAGCCCACAUGACGAACCAGGCACACGUCGAUGCAAUGACCGUCAUGAGCGAAGAUCCCAACGACCCAUGGGAUGUGAUGGAGCAGAUCCACACCAUGCCGGUGACCACGCAAUUCCAGGAAGACAUGAACGCUAUGCAGAACCGAGUUCUUGCCGUAGAGAAUGCCCUGACAGAGAUCCUGAGCCUCUUGCGUCCCGGGCAAUGA